This is a messenger RNA of Trichoderma aggressivum f. europaeum, 1098 nucleotides long. RefSeq lists its product as uncharacterized. The record is from RefSeq and is a predicted model, not a curated record. Lineage: Eukaryota; Fungi; Ascomycota; Sordariomycetes; Hypocreales; Hypocreaceae. The coding region runs from base 1 to 1098 and encodes 365 amino acids. The transcript has a single exon.
AUGGUUAAAAAACAAGCCCCUAAAAAGAAUCCAUCCAAAAAAGACAAACAAGCACCGGCCGCUGACCCCAUCCCCCCCGUCGACCCCCAAAUCCUCAUCCAUCAGCAGCGCAUCCUCAAGCUCUUUUCAGAUGCCUUCAACCCCGUCCUCUCAUACGACGACUUCACAGCCCGCCUCCAAUCCAUAAAACAAGCCCUCUUCAACCGGGAAUUCGACGCCGCCUUUGGAACAGAGGAGAAUCUUCAGGCAUACGCUGCAAGAUGGAGUCCUACCAGAGCCCUCUGCUACUCGUCCAUCUUCCAAACCAUCGCCCACCACUUUGACGAGAUGGCCCUCUCAUCCCCUCCUCCUGCCAACAACAACGACGAUGGAAACAGCCCAGAACCAGCCAACAUCAAAACUUUAGGUUCAAACCCCCGCAAAUCAAUCAAAAUGCUCUGCAUCGGCGGCUGCGCAGCCGAACAAAUCGCCUUCGCCUCCCUCCUCCACCAAACAGACUCCUCCGGCCACCUCACUCUCCUAGACGCCGCCCCCUGGACACGCGUCGUCGCCCUUCUGCAAAAUCACAUCACUUCGCCGCCUCUCCUUUCCAAAUACGCCUCCGCAGCCAUCAAGGCCGCAAACACGCCUCUCCUCGAGCAAACCCAGCUCGAGACGACAUUCUCCCAAUGCGACAUCCUAGCUUUGGACAAGGAGGCGCUGUCUUCGCUGCUCGGCCGCGAUCCUCUCGCCGUAACGCUCAUGUUUACGUUGAACGAACUCUACACCAACGGAGGCAUCGGGAAAACGACAAAAUUCUUGAAGCUGCUCGGCGAGGUCAUGCCGGACGGGAGCAUGCUCCUUGUCGUGGACAGCCCGGGCAGUUACUCAGAAGCCGCCGUGGGGAAAGAACAGAAGCGAUACCCCAUGCAGUGGCUGCUUGAUCACACUCUUAUUGAUCCUCGUGCACCGUCUGCGGGCUACGAGUGGGAAAAGAUUGAGUCGCACGACUCGACAUGGUUCCGCUUACCAGAAGGCCUCUCUUACCCCAUUCAACUAGAAAACAUGCGUUACCAGAUGCAUCUAUAUCAGAGGAGGAGUACGUCCCCAACUCAAUGA